GUAGUACGGAGUAAUAUUAUUGAAAAUUGUUCAGUGUCUCAUCUUUUUUUUCAAAUGUUUAGGGUACGACUAUACUUAUCGCUGAAAACGCAUUUAUUUGGUGAACUCUCCAAUAAUGGCUGCCGUCGCCUCACCGGGUCCGCCGUCGGGAGCCGGAACCCGGCCACUGAUUCUCAUAAACCGCUUGCCCCGCCACCAACUCUCAGCAUUAUUCCCCUUCCUCCAAACCCGGUACCGGAUUCUUGACCCGAUUGACGAAUCCGGGCCAUCGUUCGCCACACUCUCUAAAUCGGGCCGGGUCAUGCUCUGCGUCGGGACCACGCCGCUCACAUCCGACACCCUGGAUAGGUACCCUUCGCUCGAGUGCGUCGUCUGCUCCAGCGCCGGCCACGAGCCCACGACCAUGUCGACGUCGCCGAGUGCCGACGCCGAGGAAUCCGCGUCACCGGCGCCGGAGACACUUUCUCCGAUGACGUGGCCGAUUUCGCCGUCGGGCUCUUGAUUGAUGUUCUACGUAGGGUCUCUGUCGCCGACGGAUUUGUCCGGUGUGGUGAUAAGGAUGGUGGAUUAGUUAUAUUAUUUAUUAAUUAGUAGUCAUUUAAUAUUCAAUAGUAAUCUUCUUUAGGGUUUUAGUAUGGGCCCGAGCCCAUUAGGUUAAUUGGGGUGUUUCCCCACCCCUCGUCUCUAUAUAUUGUAAUCAAUCUUUUUUACCUGA
Molecule: messenger RNA, 715 nt
Organism: Cuscuta campestris
Lineage: Eukaryota; Viridiplantae; Streptophyta; Magnoliopsida; Solanales; Convolvulaceae
Source: the annotation of a GenBank genome assembly